Molecule: messenger RNA, 1488 nt
Organism: Naumovozyma dairenensis CBS 421
Lineage: Eukaryota; Fungi; Ascomycota; Saccharomycetes; Saccharomycetales; Saccharomycetaceae
Gene: UBP16
Product: putative ubiquitin-specific protease UBP16
Exons: 1
Coding region: 1-1488 (495 amino acids)
Biological process (GO): protein deubiquitination
Cellular component (GO): nucleus; cytosol
Molecular function (GO): cysteine-type endopeptidase activity; cysteine-type deubiquitinase activity
Source: RefSeq, a predicted model, not a curated record
AUGACAAAAUAUACGUAUUUGGUUCCAAAUGAUCGUCAGACUCAAUGGUUGAACGUUCUCUUAGCGAAGAAUGGAGGCGCCCUCAAAAAGAUCACUGGACUAACUAUAUUAGGUGUAUCACUUUACAUUGUAUCCCCUACAUUAAUUAUUUCUCUUUUGAGAACAUUAGGUCUUCGAGAUAAGGAUACCAAGGAAUCAUGUCGAUUGGAUAGGACUACGAUGGGGUUAAUAAAUGCCAGGAAUGAUUGCUUCAUAAAUUCAUCACUUCAAGCUCUAGUUCCCUUGUCAUCGUUUACUGUAUAUUUAAAUUCCAUACUAUCAAAAUUACAAGAGGAUAAGAACUUAAGCCUACCAUUACAUAAGAAUCUCGCCAAGACAGUUUAUGAACUGCAAAAAUUAAUUGUUGAUUCAGAGUCUUAUUCAGCAGAGUUGAUAAUAUCUACGAUGGAGCAUAUUUUUAAAGGAACGAUAUCCCGGCAGCAAAAUGAUGCCCAUGAAUUCACUCAAUUAUUAUUAGAGACGUUGUUUAAGGAAUUAGCGGUGCUUCCAAAGGGGGUUAUAGAAGUACCAAUGAAGGGAGUGGUGGGCAAUCAUUUAAUCUGUAUUAGAUGUGGCCAUAUUUCGCAAAUCAAAGAGGAGAUGUUUUCAAUUUAUGAACUCAACGUACCACAAUGUUCUUCAAGCAAAUUAACGGAUAUUAUCCAUAAUAACCAAUUAGAAAAGAUUGAAGGUUACUCAUGUUUAUAUUGUGAGAUAAAUAUGAUACUAAAGAACGAGAAUUAUAGAAAUAGUGACGGCUUUACUGGAGAUGAUGAAGAAAAACGGAAAUUGAGAUAUCUUAAAGAAGUCUUUUUGAACAAUUUAAUGAUAAACCAAGAAUUACCGGAUGAUAUAAUGCAUUAUAUUAAGUCUUAUAAGAGAGGUUAUUGUGACAUAUCGAAGAUGGAAAAGUCUGACAUAUUUCGAAAAAGGAGACUGCUCCAGUGUCCAAAAGUAUUAUUAAUUCAUUUAUCGCGAUCAAUGUAUAAUGGAAUGGCAUAUACUAGAAACCCAUGUAAUGUCGAGUUUGAAAAUAUACUUGAACUAGAAGAGGAACAAAUGUUGCAGAGCAGUCCUGGCGAGAAGACAUUUAUUAAUUCAAACAGUAAAAUAAGAUAUGAAUUGAAGUCGUUAGUGAAGCAUACUGGUUCACAUUAUCAAGGGCACUACCAAUGUUAUAGACAUAAGCCUAAAUUACGAAUUAAUAAGGAAAAUGGUGAAAUAAUUAAUCGAUCUUCAGUAAUCGAUAACAAUCUGUUAAAAGAUGACGAAGUGGAGGUAGAAGUCAAGGAAGAAAAUACAGUACCUUCCCAAUCUUUCAAAAAGAUUAAAAGUGUAGAAACAUACCCAUUUUGGAAAUUAUCUGAUACGUCGAUUGAGGAAUCAACUGUGAAGAAAGUUUUAAAUGAAAAGAAAUCAGUCUAUAUGCUCUAUUAUGAACGUAUUUAA